UGUAAGACUCUAUAUGUUGCUAUUUGCCACAGGCUAUGUCUUGUCCAUUUGCAUGGCUUUAGAAUGUAACUGGAAAAGACAGUAUGAGUACAAGGGGAAAUGUUGUCAGAUCUGCCCUUUAGGUACAUUUCCCAUACAACACUGUACUAAUAGCAGUGAGAGUGUAUGUAAAAACUGCACAAACAUGAAUGACCACUGCUUCUGUAAUAAUAAUUUGUGUGAAGAUGAUACAUGUUCUAAAUGUUCUCCCACUAAAAAAUGUACACCAGGAGAAAAGCUCAUAAGAACAGGUUUAUUUAAAUUUAGAUAUAUUUGUGAACCGUGUCCAUCACAAACAUACAAUGAUGAAGAGAGAAAUAUCUGCAAACCUACAAUGGAAAACUUUGGCUUGCCUAAAAUAUUUCCUGAAAACACGACUCAAGAUGCAAAAUGUGGUUGCCAAGUAAUUAAUCAGGAGACUUUUAAUGGAAUGGUGGUAGGUGUAGCCAUCAUUGGCUUUUUUUCCCUGGCAAUGUUUAUUUAUCUCUGCAUAAGGGCUCGAGUACAAAGAACAAAAGAAAAAUAUCAUUCAACCUCAAGUUUCCUUAAAGUUCCAUCUGAUGAAUGUUGCUACAAGCUGUCUAAAGAAGAAAUAGGAGAAAUGGAACCUUAAGGGUUUCAGCUACACAAUCCCUGAAACAGAUACAUGGUGAACCAACAUUUCUGAAGCUUCAGGAUGAAACUGUGGAAUGACAGUAAGCAGCCAGUGGUUCCACUGUACCAGUCUUUAAACUUUUGAUCUCACUCUUGGAUCUUCAAUGGGGAAAAGAACUUUGCACAAAAGCUUCUCUGACAGCACAUGAACGCUUAUGCAAUAACUCAUCACCAGUUUACUUUGAAGUGUACCAUUCAUUAGUAGAUGGUGGUAUAUCAUUGAAAAAGCUUUCUGUGAUAAAUGUUUGCAGCAUUCUUGCAUACUAGCACUUAUAAGUAUUACUAUGGAUUACUAACCAUUACUAACCAACUAAGUUACUGAGUUCUCUUCUUAGAGCUGUCCUGAACAUGUUUUGGGUUGUGUCUAAUUUGUUCGAAUGGACCACUGUGCAACUAAUUGGAUUAUAUUACAUCAUGUAUAAAUGAUCAAUAAAAAUGUUACUGUAAAUAAUAAAUAAUAAUAACAAAAAGAAGAAAACGCAGAUAAAAAAAAUAAUUUAUUACACCCAUACAAUUAAUUAAGUUAAUCAGAAAAUUUUAUUAAACAUUAAUUUAUUUCACCUUUGGUUAAUUGGACAAUUAAUUGUAUUCAGUUCAAUUCAGUUUUAUUUGUAAAGCGCUGUUAACAAUGGAUAUUUUGUCCCAAAGAAGCUUUGCAAAGAUAAAGAGAUGAGAGUGGCAAGGAAAAACCCAUCCUCGUCUGUUUUAUAUGCUUUAGUGUUAUGACCCAAAAUAUUUGCAAUAAACUAAAAUGUUAAAGGCUAUUAGCAACACUUGAGAAUUACUAUAUAUUGGAAAUACAUGACACCCACAAAGGAAAAAGGACUAAUUACUAC
Silurus meridionalis is the source of this 1529-nucleotide messenger RNA. It is a transcript of the gene tnfrsf18, whose product is annotated as tumor necrosis factor receptor superfamily, member 18. Gene Ontology annotation, biological process: positive regulation of cell adhesion. Gene Ontology annotation, cellular component: external side of plasma membrane. Bases 14 to 652 code for a protein of 212 amino acids. NCBI's taxonomy places the organism in Eukaryota, Metazoa, Chordata, Actinopteri, Siluriformes, Siluridae. The record is from RefSeq and is a predicted model, not a curated record. The transcript is spliced from 6 exons. Gene Ontology annotation, molecular function: protein binding.